GGGCAGUACUAGUGGUCUGGAGUAACUACCUCGGGUCUUGCGGGGCCGGGGUGUUACAUAGCCGAACAUGAACUGGACACGACGGCGCUGAGGGGCCAAUCGUGAUGCAUAAGACGUCCGUAGCCAUCCUGGAAGGGAUGGACGAGUCGAACAUGAACUUGACACGACGGCACUGAGGGGCCGAUCGUGCUGCAUAACACGUCCGUCGCCAUCCUGGAAGGGAUGGGCGAGCCGAACAUGAACUGGACAUGAUGGCGUUGAAGGGCCAAUUGUGAUGCAUAAGACGUUCGUCGCCAUCCUGGAAGGAAUGGGUGAGCCGAACAUGAACUCGACACGAUGGUGCUGAGGGGCCGAUCGUGCUGCAUAGGACGUUCGUCGCCAUCCUGGAAGGUAUGGGCGAGCCGAACAUGAACUCGACAUGAUGGCACUGAGGGGCCGAUCGUGCUGCAUAUAGGUCAUCACACACGGUGGCGGCGGCGGCACACGGCGGCGGCGGCACACAGUGACGGCGGCACGCGGCGGCGACAUGAUGAGCACCGAGGGAAGAUCUGAAUGAAAAAUCAAGCAAUACUUCUCAUCCGCGGGGAGCGGGGACGAGGCCGGUCUUCAAAAAUGAUAAUGGCACAGUAUCAGGGGGUCGGUGGCCAUGUAAAAGUGUCGGCACUGGGGGUCGACCAGAGUCAAGCAACGGCUCUGGUCCGCGGGGAGCGGGGACGAGGCCGGUCUUCAAAUAUGAUAGGCACGCCGUGCCGAGAGGCCGGUCGUGAUAUAAUGAUGUCGGCAUGAGGGGCCGAUCAAGCGUAUCCAUGCAACAGCUCUCAUCCGCGUAGUGCGGGGAUGAUACUGGUCUUCAGAAUGUAAACACGUCGUACCGUGAGGUCGGUUGUGGUGUAAGGAUGAUCUCACGGCCCGCGGCCGCGAUGGUCUCCUCUAAGCCGUGACGGUUUCCUCUCGGCCCCUGGGGUGGAGACGUUCGUCUUACGGUGCUCUUCCUUAGCCAGUUUGGAACGUCUUUGGGACUCAUGCCGAGCGUCAUUUAAUCUUCUGCUCGGGCUCAUUUAGCGACCUUGGCUGCAUAACUAACAUGGUAACGGGCCGCUCGGCCUGACAAUAUAUAUACACGCAUAGCCAUCUGCGUGACUCUCUUUUCCCAACGCUCGCGAUUGCCGGCCUAUGGGUUAUUGUGACCCUCGGCUCGGCUCAUCGUGCGGGGUUAUUGGAUACGGCCGUCCGCGGCGGGGCCAUCUAGUGGCUCGCCGGACGUCGCAUAGAAAAAACAUUGGCCUGCGAGAUUGAAAACUCAGACCCACGUUUGCCGCUCCGCCCUCGAAAAAACGAGGUUGAGCAUCUUUGGUGCCCCUGGGCCCCACAGGCCGCGUUUGGCAACAGUCACUUCGCGCCUAGUGGCGCAGAUGGUACUAGGGUACGAUCGUCGAUCGGGCACUUGGUGCCGUGCGCACUAAUGCGUAAUCCCCAAAUUAAAAUGCGUCGUCGGGGCACCGCCCUCCGGAGACGCUCGGAUCGCUUAAUCAAGCCGUUCGAGAGUGGGCCAACGGCCCCACAAACAAUUAAAUAUUUAAUAAAAAGGUUGGCCGAACUAACUAUCACUAGAGCUUCGCUCCGCAUCAUUUAAUUUGGGACAUUUUUAUCCCUAAUAAAUAAGAGUGAUGUAACGGGUAGUAAUAAUGAUAUUAUCCUACCACAAGCCAUUCAGAUACGGUCUAAUCGCUAAUUAAAGCCGAACGGGGGUGGGCCGACGGGCCCACAACAACCAGUCAUUAAUUUUAAAUGACGGUGAAACUAAUCAUCACCCGUGCAUCGCUCGCACUAUUUAAUUUUGGGAAAAUUUACUCCCUUUUAAAUAAUGGUGAUGAAAAUAAUACUAUCAAUACUGAUAUUGAGAAUUAUUAUUUCAAAUAAUACUUUAAUCAGUAAAUGAGGGAGUUCGUUUGAUACUUAGCUUUUUGUAGUCAAAAUCUUCGGCCAGCGGGGAUUGUAGAACCAGAUGAGGACUCCCCUGCCAAUUUUGACUUUGGUCAAAACUACUCCAAGCUUUACACGUCUGCUACCAUUCAUCUACGGACGUGGCCCUCCAAGAACCAAGGUAUUUGGUCGGUAUGCAGUACUGUGUAUCUUUUGGUCAGGGAGCUGAAACACCGGUUCGCUGCCCCAAGGCCAAACUGCUUAAGCCAGCCACUCACCGACGGCGGGACGGGCAGUUGCCGAGGCGCAAAGGAUGCGACGGACGCCGGGCCUGGUGGGGUCUGGCAGGGCUUCAUAUGUGUACCUCCCUUAAGCUCCACGCCGCCAUUAAUGGCGGAAAUUCCUUCAUGUCGCGUCAGCAACGAGGUGGAGGCUCGAACGGCUAUUGGCCGCGUGGACGGGUGACAAGCGGUUGUCCGCCGAUGACAGGCGGCGGUUCGGCGGCUCAGAGGGUGGCUGGCGGAGCCAACAACGAGCCACGGGCGACUCUGCUGUCAGCGGCGUUUUUCUAGAAACGCAGCGGCGAGACCCAGGACGCGGCCGCGAGCUUCACCUGGUGCAGCUGGACUCACCGGAAGGUCCAUGGCGGUGGGAACGACGGCAGUUGUGGCGGCUCCGGCGGCCCCAAUCCAGAUCUGUAAAAAGAGAAACCAGAUUUGAACUUCCAGAAUCCGUAGCUUCUUCGUUUCCCAGAAUCAUUUUUCCUAAAAAAAUUUCUUCUUUUUUGGUGAAAUCAGUCCAUUUCGUAUCAAUCUUUGCAGAAAAAUUGAAGAACACAUGUAAUCUUUUUGAACUGAUUCCCAAAGACGGCGUCAGUGUUGAGUUUAAUCCAACACGAUAUAGUAAAUAUAUGUAUAAAUGUGUAUGAACAAGCUAUUUUUACGUGAAAACCCGAAAGGGAGAAAACUACGGGACUUUUUAGGCUAAUGUCCAAGUCCUCUCUUUCUCAUUAGGACUCCCCUCACCAUUACAAGGAACAAAUGUUGAAACUCCAUUAAUAGAGGAUAAAGCUAGCUAGAGAGAAAUAAGGAAGAAGAAGCUAAAAAAGGAUCCUUAAUAUGGAGGGAACACCUCUCCUAUUUAUAUAUAAAGGGGGAAGGGGGGCUCUCUACCCUGACGGGCCAAAUGGGCCGAAAUGGGCCCAAAGGCCGAAACAGGCCUGAUAGGCUAAAAUGAGCAUUACUGAUUGGGCUCCGUACUAUGUAAGUCUUUGGCUCCUGAACAGUAAUAAGACGGGAUAAUAUAUCCCAAUAGCAUGUAACUUUAAAUUCCUUAUUAUAUCUUUAAAUUCCUUGUAUCUUUAAACUAUUAUUAAUAAACUUGGGAACUCUUCCCCGAC
Molecule: messenger RNA, 3322 nt
Organism: Cuscuta epithymum
Lineage: Eukaryota; Viridiplantae; Streptophyta; Magnoliopsida; Solanales; Convolvulaceae
Source: the annotation of a GenBank genome assembly